Molecule: messenger RNA, 2115 nt
Organism: Capronia coronata CBS 617.96
Lineage: Eukaryota; Fungi; Ascomycota; Eurotiomycetes; Chaetothyriales; Herpotrichiellaceae
Exons: 1
Coding region: 1-2115 (704 amino acids)
Molecular function (GO): protein binding
Source: RefSeq, a predicted model, not a curated record
AUGGACUGGGCUUCACGCUUGCAAGAGCUGCAGGCACAGUCUGUCGAGAUGCUCGAGAAGCCUUCCAAGCUCCCGUUCCUCGGACCUCGCAUAAUCGUUCCUCGGCCUUUGUCAGAAGCUACCGAGAUAUUCGAUACCGACAAUGAGGAUGACUCUGAUUCGGCUGGCUCUCCAUGGGGGACCCAAGACGACGACAGCCAGUCCACGUUAUCAAGCCAGGGAGAACUUCUCACGCCUCCAAGUUCUGGGGGGUUGGGCGGCUUCGAGUUCCACUUCGACAACAAGUCGGCGGUCGUAGGUCCCCAGGGGCCUCACCUCUUCCGCCAUACCCCAGAACUCCUCAGCAAUUCCGAUGACGACGUCUUCCUCAGUCUGGCCCCUGUUCGAGAACCAAAGAGUGCCACGAAGUCCAUCAGGGCCCUGAAUACUGCCGUUGCAGAACUCGACGAGUCUCAGGUCCGGGACUGGACUCCCCGGCAGGUUGCCGACUGGAUGGCCGAAGCCGGCUUCGAAGCUGGUGUAGUUGAAAAGUUCCUGAUCCACGACAUCUCUGGCAGCGUUCUGAUAGACCUGCAAUUUGAAGAUCUGAAGGAACUCGACAUCAGCUCAUUUGGCAAACGGCAUCGAGUCAUGAGCUCCAUCCAUCAGCUUCGCAACAGCAGCAUCAUGUCGCUUGAGUCCCUUCCGUCUCGAACACCCUCAAGACGCACCAGAAGUCCGCGCAUGCUCCAACGCACUCCUCGUUCGGAUGAGUGCCAAGUCGUGGCUGUGGAUCGGUCUCGCUCUCGCCGCCGAGCUCGUCAGCCCGACACUGUCACUCCUGCCGAGUCCGUGUCCAUUGUGGGCAUCGAGCAAGUCCUUCCCAAAGAGCACAAAUGCUCCAAGGGCGAAGACUGCCCCAAGUGGCAGAAGCAACAACGAAGGAUCCUUCGAAUGCAAAGGGCAUUUGAGGAAGAUGCCCGCCGACCGAUAUCUGAAGCACCUUCCGAAGCCCUUCCCUCCGUCGUUGGAUCGUCAGAUAUCCUUGGCCCAUCGGCUCUGAAGAUCACUGCCGAGACUUUGAGCGAACUUCAGCCCCGUGAUGCCCAGGAGGGCGUAAGACAAUUCCUGAGCUUCCAGCACGUCCAGUCUCCAUCUCAGCCAUCCAAUCCAUCCCCUCCUCCAGCGUCAUCGGCCUCCUUUGCCGCCAAGUCUGCCCAUCUUGCCGAGCACCUUCGUGAACUACCCAGGCUCACGAUCCCCGUGUGCGAAAGUCAGGAGGACAGCCCGUUAAGAACACCCAUUUCUGCUCUCCAGCAGCCCACUCAAAUACAGGCACAUCUCAAAACGCAACUGCAACGGGACCCAUAUCACUAUGGCGGCGUCGCCUCCCCAGCCGACAUUUACCGGAUUGACACUCCCAUGUCCGCCACAGAUCUACCCGUGACCGUGGUGGCCAUCGAUCCUUGUCAACGGGAUGUCUCCCAGUCAGUCCCUCCGGAGAUGCGCUACGGCGUUGCAGCCGAUACGACCAACACUGAACCCAUUCAACGUUGUAAAUCCGCUCAGCACUCCCCUCCUCCAUCGGCACCAUGCCAUUCUCGGCGGCACUUCCGACAAGUCUCCUUCACUCCAUCGGUGGCGCCGGUCAAGGAGAACGACUCUCAAGCCAUUGAGCGAGAUUCUAGGAGAGUGACCGAGUUUGACCUCGACAACCACCAGGGAUGGCUGCGCAAGCGUCGGACAACUCGCAUGUUCCGCCACGAGUGGCAGGACAAUUAUUGCACCUUGGUCGGCACUAAGCUCACUAUGCACGAGACACACUACGCCAACGCCACCCCGAUCGAGGCCAUCGAUGUGGAUGAGUAUACCCUGCACGCCUACUCCCAGGCUUCAGGUUCGAAGCUGAGCGCCGCGUUCAAGAAGAGCCUCCUUGGUCAGAACAAAAUGCCAUCCAGGGAGCAGACGUUCGCUUUUUCCCUGCUUCCCGACGAGAAACCGGCCCCGAGUCGGAAGCUCUUUGACAAGAGCAAGUCCCACCACUUUGCCGUGGACAGCUCCAAGGAGCGUGUCGAAUGGAUGAGGAAGCUGAUGCUUGCCAAGGCCAUGAAGAAGAACGACGCCCGUCCAAUUUGA